AUGUCUGCCACGGUAUCCACAGUGUCCGCGGAUCUUCACAAAGCAAUAGAUGCUGGAGACGAGGACAAGAUAACCAAGAUUACUGCGUCGUAUGGAUCUGAGCAGCGCGAUAAGAUCAUUCCAGCCUAUCACGCAAACUAUGGCAUCCCUCCCUCGGAAGCCAUCCGCAAAGCGUUUAAGACAGGCUUCUAUGAAACAAUGAUUGUGCACGCGUGGACUUCACGCUUUGAGCUCCGGGCGAAAUUGAUUCACGAGUCUAUUAAAGGGAAGAUAGAUGUGAUAACACUACUGGAUCUGGUUAUAGCUUGCAUGCCUGACGACUGGUACGGCACGAAGGUCUGUUACACAAAGCUCUAUGGACGCGAACUUGUUAGAGAAAUAGACGAAGUGAUAGGGGUGGGUACUCCUUGGCAGAGUCUUGUUUCUGGCUGGGUCAAGCAUGAUAGAAAGUAUCGCAAGUCAAUAAAGAGUGAUGCGGAGGCGUUUCGAAUGGCGCUAGACAGUGACAACUACGAAGUCCUCGGAAGUAUGCUUGCGACAAGUGUCCCAGAUGAAUGGAUGCGGAUUGCCGCUGCAUACGAAGAGACCACUGGGAUGCCUAUUGACCAGGCGAUUGCAUCCCGGUACGUGAAGGUGGACCAGACGGCCUUAAUUCUAGCACACCACUGGCUUUGCGACCCGGGCCAGGCGGCUGCGUAUAUCUGCUCUCAGUGUUGCGCUGAGCGCAAAGGCAACUACGCACGGAUUUGUCGCUUCACCUCCAUGAUGUACGACCAUUGCCUGAAGUGCAAGUACGCCUACAGGGCGUAUGGGUCCCUCGCAAUGGAUAUUCGGAAAUGCUUCGAGCCUAAGCUAGCAAAGCAUCUGCUAGUCUUUUGGCGCGUGGAGUAG
Molecule: messenger RNA, 891 nt
Organism: Giardia duodenalis
Lineage: Eukaryota; Fornicata; Diplomonadida; Hexamitidae
Product: Alpha-4 giardin
Exons: 1
Coding region: 1-891 (296 amino acids)
Biological process (GO): cytoskeleton organization
Cellular component (GO): cytoplasm
Molecular function (GO): calcium-dependent phospholipid binding; calcium ion binding
Source: RefSeq, a predicted model, not a curated record